AUGUCUGCCAUCCCAGUGUCUGAACUGGGCCUCAACUCGAGCGAGAGCAGAUAUCUCCAGCAGCAGAUUGCCGCCUCGCAGCAAGGCUCCAAUUCGUCGCGCGCUGCUUCUCACGCCUCUAGCCACGGCCGUCUCCUCCUGGAUCCUUCGAGCUUGCAGGCGCUCAGCGCCCAUUUUGACCGCCUGAUGUAUUCGAUCCAGCAGCGCUGGCAAUACCUCACGCAACAGACUCAAACAGCAACACAAGUGCAGUACGACCGCGCGGGCAACGCCAUGCAAAUGGCCGACGCCGAAAUCGCCCGCUUCCGCGCCAUCCUCCGCGAAAUCGACGAAAGGCCUUUUUAUCCCAUUGGGUCCCUUGGGUGUAUAUAUACCUCUCUCUCUCUCUCUCCCUGUGUCACUCCAGAUUAG
Exserohilum turcica Et28A is the source of this 411-nucleotide messenger RNA. RefSeq lists its product as uncharacterized. Lineage: Eukaryota; Fungi; Ascomycota; Dothideomycetes; Pleosporales; Pleosporaceae. The record is from RefSeq and is a predicted model, not a curated record. Gene Ontology annotation, biological process: endosome organization. Bases 1 to 411 code for a protein of 136 amino acids. Gene Ontology annotation, cellular component: BLOC-1 complex. The transcript is spliced from 2 exons.